CCACACACACCCAGAAAGAAAAAAUUUUCAUUUUCUGUCAACGCUGUGUUCAUUCAAACCCCAUUAAUUGUCAAUUGAAUUCCCAAAACCAAACAACACAAAAAACAACGAAACAAAUCCCAAAGAAUUGAGAGCCAUUCAAAGGAUGCAAACAGGCUCACAACGUUUAUCGCCAACCCAAGAAGAAGUCUACACAUAUUCCGAGAAUCGCCGACCAGUCACAAUGAAACGACGCACUCUAGCUGGCACCUGUGGCAUUGGCAUAUUCGCCAUCGCCCUAAUUACAGUCGUUCUAGCUUUUGCCACACCCAGUUGGUUAGUCAGUGAUUAUCGCAUCACAGGAUCCAAAUUGGAGCGUCUCGGAUUGUGGGUACAUUGUUUUCGAUCAUUGCCCGAUGUAAACGAUGACAGUCAAAGAAGAUUCUUUGUCGGUUGUCGUUGGAUAUUCGAUCCAUUUACAAAGGGUUACAAUGAGAUAAGGGGAUUCCUUUUGCCAGGCUUUGUUAUAGCCACACAAUUCUUUUAUACGCUGUGUUUUAUUGGAAUGCUUACAUCCGCUGUGAUGGUUUUAAUAUUUGGCCUGUGCGCGGGUCCCGAUCAAAAGCAUUUUAUACAUCUUAUUAAAGCUAUUGGAUUUAUUUUGCUUGCUGCAGGAUGUUCAGGCUGUCUUGGGGUACUGAUCUUUGCCAUUUUUGGCAAUCGCGAUGAUUGGAUGUUGGAACAUGCCAACAAUUGGUUUGGUUGGUCAUUUGUUGUUGGGAUAAUUGGAGCCGUGGCAACUAUUGUCGCUUCGAUUUUAUUCCUUGUCGAAGCCAAUGUCCAACAGAAGAAGAGGAAACAAUUCAAAGAAUCUCAAAGCAGAUUCGAGUUAGUUCGCGGUGGAAAGGCUUAGUAUAAACGAUUAAAAUAAUUUUAUGUUAUAUUCUCCUCUCAAAACGAACAAGUUUAUGCAAUGUACUGUUAACUACACAAAUUGCCAUUCUGACGAUCCAUUCAGCGUAUCAUAACAUCAAUUCAGUAAAUAUUAAAUUUUAUAGACUCUGUUGGUACUUAUGUUCUUUUUAAACAAAGAUCACAUUUUUUUGUAAACUUAUCUUGCACUUUUGUGCAAGUAAGACUGAAUAAAAGACUUAUGCUCCUUUUGAGUCAAGUCUUUGGACAUCGUUUCAUAACUAAUUUUGCCUCUUCGUCAUUUAUUAAAAGCCAAUAAUUUAGUAGACACAAAAAAACAGACUGAUACGAUUGAAUCUUAAUUAAAAUACAUUCCAACAUUUCUAACAAACAAACAAAAAUGUGCCUUAAAAAUGAACCAAAUUUAUAUAGUUCUGAACAAUUGCAUAAACUUACUAAAUAAGUUUUUAUUUUUAUUAAUUUUAAGUACAAAAAAUUUGUACCUUCAAACACGAUGAUGAUUCAAAUGUAAUUCGAAUAUUUAGCUUUAAGAAACUCGAUUAACUUUAAAUUAAGAGAUAAAGUUUUAAAAUUUUACUUGACGAAAGUUAUUUCUUGGAAACCUAUUUGCAUGUUUGUAUGAAAAAAAAUGUAUAUCAAAUUUAUAUUUUGCACAAUAUUGUCUUGAAAAGUAGACAAAAACACCGGUUUAUUAGUUUCAAGCUGAUUACAAAUUUUAUCGGAAUCGAAAUUGAGUCAAGAUGAACCACACAUUUCUAGGUCGUACGGAGUGUGUUGUUCCAAUUUUGAUAAGAUUUGUGACCAGAAUUUGACUAUUUGUAACUUUCAAAUUUAUAAAAAAAGUAUCAUUAUUCCGUCCACAUAAAUAAUGUAUUUACAAAUUUUAGAGAAAAAAAAAAAAAAAAUCACAAAACGUCCAUUUUAUAUUUUAAAUAAA
Episyrphus balteatus (marmalade hoverfly) is the source of this 1849-nucleotide messenger RNA. RefSeq lists its product as uncharacterized. Gene Ontology annotation, biological process: septate junction assembly; regulation of tube size, open tracheal system. The record is from RefSeq and is a predicted model, not a curated record. Gene Ontology annotation, cellular component: septate junction; membrane. The transcript has 2 exons. Lineage: Eukaryota; Metazoa; Arthropoda; Insecta; Diptera; Syrphidae. The coding region runs from base 146 to 892 and encodes 248 amino acids.